Messenger RNA from Exserohilum turcica Et28A, 1944 nucleotides. RefSeq lists its product as uncharacterized. Lineage: Eukaryota; Fungi; Ascomycota; Dothideomycetes; Pleosporales; Pleosporaceae. Bases 1 to 1944 code for a protein of 647 amino acids. The transcript has 2 exons. The record is from RefSeq and is a predicted model, not a curated record.
AUGUCUUGGAACGGGCCCGUAGGGGGUGCGGCGCCUUUCCAGCAGCAACCAUAUGCAAACGGCCCACCCCCGUAUGGCCAGCAGCCGCCCUAUCAAUAUGGACAACAACCAGGAAAACACCCGGGAUAUGGUCAGUAUCAGCCAGGACCCGCCUAUCCAUCCACUGGUCCCCCUCACCGCGCUCCACAUGGCCAGCCGCCAAAAAAGAAGGGAAACCCAAUAAUCACCCGAUAUCCUCCUCCUCCGGGGUAUCGUGGACCGGCGCAGCCUCAGGGCCCUUUUGGUGCUAACAAAUUUGCCAACUCGUACAAGUCGGCGCAGUCAGGGGUCCCGCCAUCGUCAGCUGCUGCAAACUACGCGCAACAGAGCUACGCUGCUCCUGCUGCAAGUCAGGGCUACGGCCAACAAGCCCCUGGGUUUGGACAGCCAUUUUCCCCGACGCAGAACAGCCACCAGUGGCCGCAGUUUGGUUAUCCUCCAAAGUCGAGCUACUCGCAAGCUUCCAGUCAUCCAUCUGCCCAGGCCUAUGCUCCUGCUCAAAACAGCUACCCAGGCUAUGCAUCGCAAUCUGCUGCUGUUGAUCCUAGCCAUCCGACAUAUGGCAAAAGCGGGGCAUGGUCGCAGCAGCACGCGCAGGCAUCCUACCAGCCAAACCAGCAAAGUUCUUUCAAUGGGCCGCCUCACAGCCAGGCUAUGAUAGAUCCCGAGGCAACACCCACUCCGGCGACUGCUCAUCUCAACACAUCUCAAUCGUCUCAGCAACCCGUUCAACCUACUAGCGGCAUGAGUGAUGGGGGUGCGAGCGAGAAGCCACAGUUGUAUUUGGCCUGGGACGAUUGGGAUUUUGACUUUGACGGCGCAAUCUGGCCCAAGAGCAAUGAGCCCGUCGAUCCCGCCCUAAGUCUUGGGGUCAUCAUCUGGCACCCUGCCAAGCAAGUGACUCGUGCAUUACCAUCAACCUUUGCUGAGGCCGAAGAAGAAGCAUUGAAGCCGACACCCGAGAAACUGGAUAAUGGCGAUUCGGUGUCCAUGUACUUUACAGCUGACAAUUCGCAUGAAGCCUUUUUAAAUGUCCGGCAAACCGACGAGUGGGAGACGAUCCAAGACGAUCCUGUUUUCGUUGUGUUUACAGACGAAGACAUGCAAAACAAUCUCGUCACGCUAGAAGACUGCAUCGCGCAGCGAGAUCGACCUGAUGAGCCCGACGAGGUAGAUAUGCAUGAUGGGGACAUGGAGAUGCGCGAUGCCACAUGGGACAUUAUGGAUAAUCUUGAACAAGCUCUUAGUACUAACCACGGAAGUGCAGCGUCCAGCACAGCGAAGCAUGAGGCACCAUCUCCACCGCGAGGGAGUCAAGAGGAUAUCCUUGCCAAAUUAGGCGUAACCGGCGCCCCAAAGCCCCCAUCGAACGAGCCAAUACCAGUACCUUAUUGUUUGUCUGAGACUAAAGAAUCAUCGCCGGUUGACGAGAAGCCAUCAGCUACCCCUUCCUCUGCUCCGGCCCGGGACUCUGUACCACCAAUCCAACGGGCGCACUCAUACGGUGGCUAUCGUAAUAGUGGACCGGGCUCUGCGCCUUCUCGACCAUACGGCUCUAUGUCAGCAGCAACCAAUUCUCGGCCGCCUCCGCCUCGAGAAGAUCGGCGAUACGAUGCCUGGAAUGCACCUCCACGCAAUGGGCAGAGCUUUGACAGCACCAGGGGAAGUCCCGCGCGCUCUGAAGGAAGCAAUCGAACCAUGGCUGGUUCUGAUUUCGAACCGGGAAACCAAGGUGAUGGGACACCACAGGAUGCGCCUGCUGUAUCGUCCCUUGAGCGAAGCGAUAGCUCGUUUUCCCGGAAGAGAAGCUAUGAAGACGCUGAUCAAGAGCAUGCAAGACUGCGACAGCAGGAAGAUCAUAGCAAGCGGAAGAGGCGUUCCCAAGUCGAUGCCGCCUACAGGUAA